Molecule: messenger RNA, 1566 nt
Organism: Solea senegalensis (Senegalese sole)
Lineage: Eukaryota; Metazoa; Chordata; Actinopteri; Pleuronectiformes; Soleidae
Gene: kcnk6
Product: potassium channel, subfamily K, member 6
Exons: 3
Coding region: 101-1051 (316 amino acids)
Biological process (GO): potassium ion transmembrane transport; stabilization of membrane potential
Cellular component (GO): membrane
Molecular function (GO): potassium ion leak channel activity
Source: RefSeq, a predicted model, not a curated record
GAAAGAAAGAAAGAAAGAAGUAGUGUGUGACCGUGGACGCAGUGUAGGGAGUCUCUACGCGGCUGCUCCACUCAUGUUUGUCCACUAGUGAGAAGGAGACAUGCAUUCCGCGGGCAGGUCGUGGCUGCUGCUUACGGGCUUCGUGCUUUUCUAUGUCAUCUACCUGUUGUUCGGCGCGCUGGUUUUCUCGAGCAUCGAGCGGCCGGUGGAGGACAAGCUGCGACAUGACAUGGAGACGCUGAAGCAGGAGUUUCUGAACUUGAGCUGCGUCAACCCCGCGUCCCUCGAGCGCUUUCUGGUCCAAGUCCUGGCGGCCAACAAGUACGGCGUCUCCGUCCUCAGAAACUCCUCCGCCACGUCCAACUGGGACCUGGCAUCGUCCAUGUUCUUCGCCAACACUCUGGUCACCACCGUGGGUUAUGGCCACACCACUCCUCUGUCGGACACUGGGAAGGCCUUCUCCAUUGUCUACGCCCUGUUGGGAGUCCCCUUCACAAUGCUGGUGCUCACUGCCUGCGUCCAAAGGCUCAUGUACCCGUUGGUCCUCGCUCCAGUUGGCCUCCUGCAGCGCUCUGGGAUGGAGCCGCGGUCGGCCACUGCUGUUCACUUCCUGCUGCUGCUGCUCAUGGUGGUGCUGUGCUUCUUACUGGCACCAGCAGCAAUUUUCAGCCUUUUGGAGGUGUCCUGGUCGUUUUUGGAUGGCGUGUACUUUUGUUUCAUCUCGCUGUGCACCAUUGGACUCGGCGACUUUGUUCCAGGGACGCAGCCAGGGCAGCAGUACAGGCCGCUGUAUCAGGUCUCUGUCAUGGUCUACCUGUUUGUGGGUCUGAUGAUGAUGUUCCUCCUGCUGCACACCUUCCACAAAAUGGCCGACCUGCACGGCCUGACCACCUUCCUGCAGCUGCCACACUGUGAGGAGACUGACGAGGACAGGGAGCCCAUUGUGGACAACAAGCUUGAAGAAGAGUCGUCCUACCCGUCAGACAAAGCUGCCAGUAAACCCCUGGAGCCGGGAUCGCAGCCUUCGUACAACACCAUCAACAAAGGCUGAACUGUGGAGGAAACGAACUGGGGCUCUACCUCUGACGGCGAGCUGAAUCUCAAUUCUCGUCUACAUUUUUUUUCCUUCUCCCUUAUUUGUCUUCCCAAGUGGAAAAAACACCUUUAGAAGUGAGCAAUAUUUACAACGAUGAGAGUUUUGAAAUUUAGCUUUUAUGAGAAAAUAGUUAAGUGACUGGUCACUAUUAUCACUUCCCGCACAUAAACGACUAUUUGAUGCAGACAAUGGUAACUCAUGUGGACCAGAAGGCACAGAAAAGCCCUUUUCCUGCUUCACACUGUGUAACUGUGGUGUGUUCAGUCUCAGGAUCACGCAUGAACGGCUCGUUCCAAAGCUUUUGAUACAUUUUUGGGUUUUUUUCAGAACACUUUUGAUUUGUGUAUCACAAUGUUGUGAUGUGUGUGUGUGUGUGUGUGUGUGUGUGUGUGCGUGUGUGGGGGUGCUGCUAGUUCAGGAUUAACAAUAGUAUCUUCAUGUGUCUGUGGACGCACCUGUUAUUUAAAUUU